GUUCAGACAGAGGUAGAAAGGGCUUGUUGGAAAGGGUAAGAGCACUGCGCCAACACACGUGGCACACAUGACCUCUAUACUCCAUUAAUCGUCACAGAUCUACCAGGCUUCCGCAAGACGAUCGACGAAUUCUACGCGCAAUGCUUGUCCUUAGGUCUCGAUGUUCUCAAGUGCCUGGCGAUGGCCAUGGACCUCGGCGAUAACUUCUUCGACGACAUCACAAAGAGGGCAGACCCUCAAUUACGUAUGCUGCACUACCCGGCCAUCAAGAAGAAGAUCGUUGAACAGGAAGGACACGCCCGAAUUAUUCCGCACACUGACUUUGGACUGUGCACGCUUCUUUUCCAGGACUCUGUUGGUGGCCUUGAGGUUGACCCCUUCCACACCGGUGAUUUCAAGCCUGCGCUGCCUGUACCUGGCACUGUUCUCAUCAAUAUUGCAGAUCUCAUGCAGCGACUGACGAACGAUCAAUGUCGAAGCACGAUGCACAGGGUCGUAAGCCCGAGGGUGUCUGGCGACGUUCUGCCCUUGAGGUACUCGAUGCUGUUUUUCAUUCACUCUGAUCCAGAAGCUAUGAUCGACCCUAUCAUCAAGGAGAAGGGUGAGGUCAAAAAAUACGAGCCUGUCAAUGCUGGGGAAUGGCGAACCUACAACACAAGAAAGAACUACACAAGCCUACCCGCAGCUGCUGCUUGAGCAUAAACAACAAAGGACUUGCAGUCAAGACACCGUUCCAGCACUUACCAUCCUUAGAUUUGGAUGUGCAAAAUUAGAUAUUCAUUUUGGUAUACCAGUCUUUGAUCAAUGGCCGCAGCAAGAUGUAUGUUUCAAGUCAAGCCACCAGCCACGCCGAGCGCAUCCCUUGCCGAGCGGCCCUCAUUACAACGCUUUGUUUACGCAUGCACCUUUCCCUCAUGACAGCCUUGCGCCACCUUGCUCACUUCGAUGCAUCGCAAAUAUAAUGUCGAGGACGGCUGCUUGCUACGACCAAUUU
This is a messenger RNA of Macroventuria anomochaeta, 994 nucleotides long. RefSeq names its product Clavaminate synthase-like protein. The coding region runs from base 181 to 696 and encodes 171 amino acids. The transcript has a single exon. The record is from RefSeq and is a predicted model, not a curated record. Gene Ontology annotation, molecular function: dioxygenase activity. Lineage: Eukaryota; Fungi; Ascomycota; Dothideomycetes; Pleosporales; Didymellaceae.